GGGGACGUUAACUUCCUUGUUGGGAUUUUUUACUUUUGUCAACAAAGCCGCGUCAGACUUCCAGCCGAAGCGGACGUAGAGUGGUGUCUGCGCCGGUACCAGUCGCUGGCCCCCCGCUCUUUAAGCAGCGACUCUUUCCAGGCGGGAAAAUGACUUUUCUUUGGGUUUUCACGUCGAUUUUCGUGCCGAUGUGCUGGGUGAUUGUGUCGGCGGAGAAUAACGCGACCCACCCCGAUGGCACCACGGCGCCCCGACCCGCUGUAACCAACUCCAGCGCGGGGAACUCCACUCACAGCGGGGGCAGGGCUCACAACGGGCUGUUCAACGGCUUCAACGUGGACAGCUCCAUGAUCCAGCGGGCCCUGUACGUCCUCAUCGCCAUCACCGGGAUCGGAGUCCUCUACUUCCUCAUCCGAGCUGUGCGGCUAAAGAAGCCCACGCAGAGGAAGAAGUACGGCCUGCUGUCCAACUACGACGACUCGCUGGAGAUGGAGGCGGUGGAGAGCGAAGAGGACGACACGCUGUACGAGGCUCGCAGCCUGCGCAGAUGAGGCCUGCUGUUUGUUAUCUGCUGUGUGGACAUCAGCUCAUAUCGAUUAAGGACCAACGGCUGGGAGGGGAAAACACACGGGACCAGGCGGCCGCUGAAGGAAAAUGCCAAAACUUCCCGCUGCUCAGGGGAGCAGCAGAAUCCCUGUUUUUUUAAACGGUGCUGGAUGCUGGAACUGCUCCCACGGAUCCUCACCAGGCCAAAUCCUCCUUCUCUUUUCUUUGUUGUUAUUAUUAUUUCCAUCUUUUCCUUAGUGCGUUUUUUCUCUGAGCUUUUGGGGCGUGUGUGCUUUGACGUGCUGGAAGCCGGCCGGCGGGCUUCGAUCCGGAUUGGUCAUCCUGCCAGACUCUGACCCUCCAACAAGUGUUGGAAACCGUGGUGGUAUUGACUCCUGCUUGUUUUCAGGUUUAAAGGAUGGAAAUGUGUGGAAACGUCUGAUUGAUACUGAUUUUUGGAGGCUUUGUGAUGUGUGCCUCUCCCUUUAUGACAAAGACAGAGUUUAUACUUCUAUACGACAACACUGAGACCUAAUUUUGAAUAAAAUCUAAAAACACUGUCUAUAAUCAUUUUUCUAAUCUAAUAUUAAUUUAGUUUAACUUCUUUUGUUACAUUGGUUAAAAUAACAUAUUUAACACUGCACUAAUAAAUGUAGAAACUUA
Menidia menidia (Atlantic silverside) is the source of this 1209-nucleotide messenger RNA. NCBI's taxonomy places the organism in Eukaryota, Metazoa, Chordata, Actinopteri, Atheriniformes, Atherinopsidae. The record is from the annotation of a GenBank genome assembly.